AAAGAAGAGGAGAAAUGUGAAAAUGUUUAAUUUUACUAUUAUUGUUAUCAUUUAAAGAACUAAUUGCAAUUUUCUAAAAGUAUGCAUUAUUGGGUACUAUUUAUUCAAGAAUGAAUUCAUCUGAUAAUCAGAACAUAAAUGACUUUGCUGUUCUUGAAGAUUCUAUUGAUAGUGAUCCAACCACAAAUCUAAUUGAGGACGAUAUUCAGUGUGGACUGAUAUUUUUCAGUGAGACAACAAGGGUUCUGAAGUUUUUUUGCACUUAUUGUGAAAAAGUUAGCGAAAAUAUCAAUUAUUUUUGUCAGCAUUUAAGUGAACAUAUAAACGAUGAUGAGAAAGAAAAGUUGCACGAAGGAUUUAGUGCCGACAUUAUGCCUGAAGAUUCUAUGGAUGACGACGCAACAGCAACAGCAACACGCGAGGCGGUAGUUUACGAAGCAGGACCAAAUCAGUCUCUCCUUCCAUGCGAUUUAGCCGGUUUUGAUGAAUCGAAAAUGGUUGUGGAAGAAUUGGAUGAAGCGGAGGAAAUAGCUGCAGAAGUGGAAGCGGAAAUGCGUCAAGAGUUUGAAGGCGAUCAAAUGUAUGUAAAUGAUGAAAAUAGUUGCUCAGAAGACUUUUUUGGUUACGUGCAGACUGAUGAAAAUCAUUUGAAAGUGAAAAACCAAAGAGAAGAACAGAAGUCCACAAACGACUUCAAAAGAACUUCAAAGGGACAAGUUAAAAUAAUGCAAUUUAAAAAUUCCAAAAAGAAAAAACGCGUAACUACAGUAAAGGUUAUUGCUUUGAAAAAUAGAGUAGCGGAACUUUAUGAACGUAUUAAGCUUGAAGAAGAGCGGCGAUCUCGAAUUAACACCACAAAUCCUGAAUCUUGCGAUGUACCGAUGGAUGAGCAAAACAAUGUAAUUACUAGAGAAAAUGAAACGUCCGUUGAGGAAAGUACGGAACCGGUACGCCAUAUAAUUGGCGAAACGGUCAUUACACUGCUGCCACAAACUGUAUCGAAUGUUGAACCAGCCAAAUUCAGUGGCAAUGUAGUGCCCAUGAUAAAUAACAUAAACAGGCAAGAUAGCACCGAUGAUAAGACGACUUGUCCUGCUUGUGGAAGGAAAUUCAGGAGUGCCUUUAGCCUUACCAUUCAUAAGCGUACUCAUUAUCUGGAAUCGGACAGCAAUGUAAAGUUGGCUCACAAAUGCUCCGACUGCGAUCAGUUGUUUAAUAAAAUUCCAGAUUUAAAAGAUCAUAUACAACAGGUUCAUUAUCCUGAUGGAUUUAUAUGCAAAAUAUGUAAUAAAAAACUUACAAGUCUCACCCUUUUGGAGACACACAUGAGAAAGGUGCAUCUAUCUAGACCAUUUAAUUGCGAAAUUUGUCGAAAGAACUUUGACACCCGCGAUCGGUUUGAAGAACAUGUUAAAGCGCAUGUAUCAGGUCAGCCAUAUCGAUGCCACAUAUGUGGGCGAAAAUACAGUACAGAAUGCAUACUUAAACAGCAUCUGCGUAGACACAAGGAACAAAUUCCCCAAUGUUGCGUGGUUUGCGGAAAGCUGACUUUGCGUAUAACACAGCAUAUGAAAAUUCAUGCGCCGCGACCGAAAAGGAUACUUAGCUGCAAAGCAUGUGGCAAAGUCUUCAAUUUCAGUUCAGGUUUGAGUCACCAUUACAAAGUAAUGCAUAAACUACAGAAAUCUCCUACAAAAGUAAAGCAAGAAAACGUAGCUCAAAUACCAACUGAUGAAGAGGAGAUCAAAACAGGAUUAGUGGUGGUGAAAGAAGAAACUGAUAGGACAGAAAACUCUGAAGAGAUCAUACAAAAAGAGGAAGAGGCGAAGCGAGUCAUCGUCGAACUUAUACAAAAUGCGACUUAUACUUCAUUUUUUCCGGAAAAUUUUAAUAGUUCGAUGGAUUCUGGGCCACCAAUAGCACGUGAGGAAACGAUUUCGGCUGUAAAUAGCAUUGUAAAUGAAGAAAACUCAUGAAGUAAUAUUUACAAAUUAAUUUGUAGGAAUAUUUUGUAUAUGUUGGUAGAAUAAUGAUUAUAGAAAAACCAUAAAUAAAUAUCAAAAUAUAAAUGAAAGUAUUCCGAUGCAAUCCGAUUAAUCGUGAAAAGUAGACGAUAAUCAAUGACGGAAAUUAGUUCAAUAUUAGACUUGGUUGUAUAAUCGCUCGUACCUUCAAUAUUUAAGUGGCAACCCUCAUCGUACGUCAAAAUUGUCAUAUCGGCUCAUUAUCAGUUAACAACCUUGUUAAUUUGUUUGCAUCGGCAAAUAACACGCGUUAAUUAUUUAGUUGCAGUUGUUUAAAUUCUAUAAAAAUGCAUCCAGAUCUUACUGAGCGUAUAUUGCAGCAUUUAGAAAGCACCGACAGAGUUAGCACCAUUGACUUGGCCACAUUGUUUGAUGUAGAUCAUCAGAAAAUUGUUGGUGCAUUGAAAAGUAUCGAAGCUCAUGGAGAUUUGUUAAAAGCUGAAGUAACCUUAGUGAAGAGUUUAGAGUUGACGGAGGAGGGGCAGACUGUAAUGACGAAUGGUAGCCACGAAGCAAAUUUAUAUGGUACUGUGCCAUCGGAAGGAGUGCCUCAAGACGAACUUAUGAAGAGUGGUCCAAAUGCUAAGAUUGGGUACAGUAAAGCGAUGUCACUCGGUUGGAUAUUUUUAGACAAAUCUGUGAGUCCACCACUCGUCAAAAGAAAAGUGGACAAAAUCGAAGAUACGGUAAAGAAAUCUUUGGAAGAGAUAUCAAAAAACAAAGCUGAUCUUCCACCACAUGUUAUUAAGGAAUUUAAAAAGCGAAAAUUGUUGCAAGAGAUUACAACAAAAAGCUUUAUUUUAAGUAAAGGACCGGAAUUCGCCACGACGUUAACGAAGCUGGAGACAGAUUUGACAGUGGACAUGCUAGCUAGUGGAUUGUGGAAGGACCUUAAGUUUAAAUCGUAUAAUUUCGAUGCCUUGGGUGCUGCUCCUAUGAGAGGACACUUGCAUCCUCUACAAAAAGUGCGUACUGAAUUCCGUCAGAUAUUUUUGGAAAUGGGCUUUUCGGAAAUGCCCACAAACAACUAUAUUGAGUCGUCUUUCUGGAACUUUGAUGCGUUAUUUGUGCCACAACAGCAUCCCGCUCGAGAUGCUCAAGAUACAUUCUUUAUAAGCAAUCCGGCAAAAAGUUAUAAAUUUCCACAAGAAUAUAUGCAACGUGUGCAGGAGGUACAUUCACGUGGUGGUUAUGAUUCAACUGGUUAUGUGUAUGAUUGGAAAUUGGAAGAAGCUCAAAGGAAUACGCUGCGCACUCACACUACCGCAGUAAGUGCACGAAUGUUAUAUAAAUUGGCAAAUCAAGCGGAAGGUUUUCGUCCAGUAAAAUAUUUUAGUAUUGAUAAAGUGUUCCGAAAUGAGACACUGGAUGCAACACAUCUUGCUGAGUUCCAUCAAGUAGAGGGUGUAGUUGCAGAUAUAGGUCUAACACUAGGUGACUUAAUUGGCACAUUAUAUGAGUUCUUCCGCAAACUUGGAAUUGAGAAGCUGGAGUUCAAACCUGCUUAUAACCCCUAUACCGAACCCAGCAUGGAAAUCUUCUGCUUUCAUCCAGGUCUUAAUAAAUGGAUUGAGGUUGGAAAUUCAGGAGUUUUUAGACCAGAACUCUUGUUACCUAUGGGUUUGCCAGAUAAUGUUAAUGUAAUUGCUUGGGGUCUGUCAUUGGAACGACCAACAAUGAUAAAAUAUGGCAUCAAUAAUAUACGAGACUUGAUCGGACCUAAAGUUGACUUGAAAAUGGUAGAAGAGGGACCGAUUUGUCGUUUGGAUAAAUAAAUGCAGUUUUCUUGAGUAAUUUGAAAAAAGAAUGUAAACGUUGGAAUGUUUGAUUAGAAUAUUUAAUAAAAAUGUAUUUAAAAACAGUUCAGCAUUUUAUGUUAAAUACCUAUCUAUAUUUAUACAAACUUAUUUUUAAUGAAAAAAAUAUAAACAUUUUUGAUUCUUGAUUCUUGGUUAGCAAGCAAUGAAAGUUUACGUGUGUACACUCCAGAGUAAGUUGUAUAAGUUUAAAUAGUCUGUAGAUGUCGCCUUAGUCAUAGGCAUCAGCUGUCACUAUUUUUGUUGUCUUCCAUUGUAUGCAUUUGCAAAAUUGUCAACAAAUUAUACAUAUUUAUGUUUUUAUUCCCAAAAUAUAAUUAACGCGAAUAUUUUUAAAUGGAUACGAGUGUUGGGCAAGAAAACAAAAUACCUGUUUCCGGGAAAGAUGCGGCAGCAACAUCACUGCUAAACCAAUUCAUUUUGGGACAAUUGAAAGAGAAACAUGUUUCGAACAGUGAAGUUGAAUCGCCUAAUGGAUUCGUGUUACCUAAGUUGCAAAUGGGUAAUUCGAAUGCUGGAAACUUCGUUAUUCCACCAUUAAAAUUAUCCCAAACAACUAUUACCACAGUGUGUAAUGUGAAAUUAUCAUCUUUGAUAAUUGCACAGACAUCAAAAAACGAUAAGAAAAUUAUUGAUGGCAUUGGAGAAAUUAGUAAAGGCGUCAACAACCUUCAGGUGAAUGACUCAAGAAUAGAGAAAAAAGUGGGACUAUCAAACAAUGCUAUUGACCUAACUGCCGCAUUAAGCACUGCUUCAGGAAUUUUUGUGCAAAAUAAAAAAACGGUAUCUCCGCCCGCUGAAGACUUCCAUAUACCAUUUAUAGAGUGUGAUCGUGAAGAGAAGCCUAUUCAAUUGCCUGUCAUUAACAAUUACUUCCAGCCAAGUAGCAACAUCUCUACAAUAUUCGAUAACCAAAAAUUAGCUACGCCAUCACCGUGUGGACGAAUUAUCUGUCUAAAAUAUAAACGAACACAUCCAUUUCCGAAAAUAAGUCACGUUUUUAAAGUAAAACAUAAAAUACAUCGUUUUCAUUUCGAUACCAAAUCGCCAGAUGAUAUUGUAUUGGCCACAUUAAACAAAUAUCAUCGACAAUACUGACGAAGGCGGCAAUGCUGUCUACUAAAUAUUUUGAAACUUGUACGCAUUAUAAGAAUUGACGUUUGCAACAUUAAAAUAUUGUACAAAAAACUUAAUUAGAAUUA
Bactrocera oleae (olive fruit fly) is the source of this 5043-nucleotide messenger RNA. The record is from RefSeq and is a predicted model, not a curated record. Lineage: Eukaryota; Metazoa; Arthropoda; Insecta; Diptera; Tephritidae.